AUGUCUUCUACUAUCGAACAAAACUUGGAAGAGUGCUAUUGUACCGAGUGUAUUAAAAAUUAUAAUGGAUACAUCUUAGUGUCAAAGAGAACUGUCCAGCAUCAUGGCAAGAAAGCAGCUUUAAAAGAUGCUAUCAGAAGUGAACUUGCUUCUAUAUUAAAUACAGGUGCGCAGAGACAUAUAAUGAACGUUGGUGUGGAGUCUAUUGUAGUCCAAAAAUCUGGAUCUGUAGAAGUUCUUGCACGCCAGUCUGACUUAUCCGUUUUGGAUAUCUCCCCUAUGUCAGUUGACUAUGAGGUCGAUGUCAAUUUCAAUGACAUGAACUUUGAGUAUGAGAGCAAUGGGAAUGCCAAAGAUACUGUUGAUAUUGAUGUUGAAGAAGUCGACACUGAAUGUUCAUAUGAAAACAUGUUUUCAAAUAGUAGUAUGCCUGAGAAUCCUGUACACAGAUUCAUCACAACAUUCACUAUGCAAUUUGCAUCCCGCUAUGUGGUCAACAAAGGUGCAGUUGUCUUGAUUAAGUUCAUCAAUGAGCUCUUGAAGAUUUAUGAGCAGGACUUCCAGCUUCCCACGAGUCUGCCUGGUCUUCAGUGUAUGAUGGGAUUCUUGGACACAAUGUGCGAUGUAUACAAUGUUGCAGUUUGGAAAGAACUCAAAGAUAGUAAUGGUGCUUCGUUUGUUGAGCAGCCUCGUUUGCUGAUGCUGACGCUCAAUAUUGACUUGUUCUAG
Molecule: messenger RNA, 729 nt
Organism: Phycomyces blakesleeanus NRRL 1555(-)
Lineage: Eukaryota; Fungi; Mucoromycota; Mucoromycetes; Mucorales; Phycomycetaceae
Exons: 5
Coding region: 1-729 (242 amino acids)
Source: RefSeq, a predicted model, not a curated record